Molecule: messenger RNA, 1556 nt
Organism: Vitrella brassicaformis
Lineage: Eukaryota; Vitrellaceae
Source: the annotation of a GenBank genome assembly
CCGACUUCUGUUGCGGUUCUUGGCCCGCUCUCCCUGACGAGGCGUUUUGGUGGACAGGUACUGUAGGGAUCUGGUGCGAAAUAGGAAGAUCCAUGUGUCAGGGGAGUUCGAGUUGAUCAGUCGACAAUCCCGUUUCUGAUCUGAGGCCGACCAACCAGCGCUUCCUAAGCAUAGCUAUGGAGGAGUAUGUGAGGGUGCCGAGGACUUUAGAGGAGAAGCAGAAGGGCCAACGCAUCGUCGUCCUGCUCGAGAAGGCGUGAGUGAGGGCAGCACACAACAGACAGACAGACAAACAGACAGACAGACAGACGGCACGCCAAGAGAAGAUUGGGUCGUUUGGUGCCGCUGGUGCUGUGCUGUGCUGUGCCGUGCUGUGCUGUGGUGUGCUGUGGUGUGGUGUGGUUUAGGUGUUUGGAGACGGUGAAGCUGAAGGAGUCGCAUCAGCUGCUCAACUGUGACGACCACCAGUCGUACCUCGCCAAGAACAAACGCGACAUCGCCGACAUCCGACCGGACAUUGUCCAUCAGGUCGGCCGGUCGGGGGAUGGAUGGAUGCAUUGCCUGGUCGAUGCGAUGCGUGUUGGUUGGGUUGGUUCCCCGGUGCAGUGUUUGAUGACAUUGCUGGACAGUCCGUUGAAUCGCGAGGGUAUGCUGCUGAUCUACGUCCACACGGCGUCCAACGUCCUCAUCGAGGUUUCGCCACAGCUGAGGAUCCCGCGCACCUUCAAACGAUUCGCCGGACUCAUGGGUACGCAACACGCACACACACACACACGCCAAUCCCUGAACCUGUGUGUGUUCAGUUGAGCUGUUGAUGAAGAGCAAGAUCAAGGCGACGGACGGGUCGGCCACUCUGAUGCGGAUCAUCAGCAACCCCGUCACCAAGUACCUGCCACCCGGAGGCAGCAAGGUGGGCCUCUCGGUCGACGGCAAACUCGUCAAGCUUCGCGACUGGAUGCCCAAACAUGUCAACAAAGUCAGACAGAGACGGAGUGUGUGCGCCAUACACCCUUGCACCCAUGUGUGUGUGUGUGUGUGUGUGUGCAGGAAAUCCCCACGACGUUUGUCAUCGGGGCGGUCGCUCGGGGCGAUCCAGGUGGGUCGGCUGACGUGUGUGCAACACUUGGGAGUAGACACAGGGGAUGAAUGCUGCUGCUUGUCUGUCUGUCUGCCCGUUUUGAUCUGUCAGCGAAGGAGUUGGAUUACGUCGAGGACAAGAUUUCCAUCUCCAACUACGGCCUCAGCGCAUCGGUCAGCCCGGCGGGCGCAUUCGCAUACACGGCACAGACAUAGUGACACACUUAGAUGCAGUGCAGUCCACCGUGUCUGUUCGCCGUGCAGGUGUGCUGCAGCAAGGUGUGCAACGAGGUCGAGAACCUGUGGAACAUAUUCUGACCGGUCGAUGGAUGGAUGGAAUGGAUCUGAUCCGCUCUUCCACCCAGGCUCGUGUGUGUCGAGAGACUUAAGGUGGCGUGUGCAGACAGACGUGUGUCUUGAGUUGGCUUCUCCCUUCACCGCUCCAUUCCUGCGGCGACUGGUCGACGCAUCCAGGAUUC